AUGGCGAAAAGUCUAUUCUUUCUGGGGAGGAAAAUAAUUCCACGAAGGUUACUUUACACCGGCUUUAGAAGAAAGGUGGGUGCAAAGAGCUCAGGGCUGAGUCGGGAUGCGCACUCGGGCCGCGGCGCCCGGGAAGGCUGCAGAGCCCGGGAAGCCGCGGGACCCCGCGAGCACAGCUCGGCCCGCCUCCCCGCCGAGGCCUACCGAGUCCUCGCCCUCCCCGCGCCGCCCCCGCAGCUCCUCACCGAAUCCUCACCGAGCUGCGUGGAGAGCCCUCGGACAAACGCCGAGAAGGACUCGGAGCUCGGAGAAAAAGGGGGGGCUGGCCGUGACGUCACUUCCAUUUCCGGCUCGGAGUUCUCAGCCACGUUGGAGCUCUCCAGGCUGGAGAGAAAAACUUGUUUGUUCCAGCGUCCCGACAGUUGCACCCCUUUUCGGGAUCCAGUUUGGGUAGUCCAACAAUGUGUCGUGCUAGAAAGGCCAAGAAUCCUGUGGUUAAUCUGUCCACAAGACUGGAUAUUUCAGCUGUCUCAAUUCAGCACUGGAGUCCUGAAGGAUGCCUGGGGAGCUGCUAAUCUUCAAUCUGUUGGAAUCCCAAAGAAAUUGACUCUAACACUGGUUACUAAAUGCCUCAGUAACAGAACUAGCAAGAGUGAGUACAAGCAGGCAAAAAGCAGUUCCCUUCUUCCAUGUCUUGGCAUCUGGGCUGCCACGGGUCCACAAGCAAAGCCUAAGACUGCUAAAGAAUCUGAAACAGAAUCCUCCUAGGAAGCGACUGGCCUCCUAAUCCUGGGACCCCCUGGGUCCUCCAGCCCUCCAGCUGCACCACCAUUUGGUGUC
Messenger RNA from Mus caroli (Ryukyu mouse), 840 nucleotides. Lineage: Eukaryota; Metazoa; Chordata; Mammalia; Rodentia; Muridae. The record is from RefSeq and is a predicted model, not a curated record.